Molecule: messenger RNA, 1077 nt
Organism: Triticum turgidum subsp. durum (durum wheat)
Lineage: Eukaryota; Viridiplantae; Streptophyta; Magnoliopsida; Poales; Poaceae
Source: the annotation of a GenBank genome assembly
AUGAUGUUGCAUCAGCAGGAGCAGGAGGGUCGCACGUGCCCGCCGUGGCUCCAGGCGGCCAUCGCAGACAUCGAGCAGCGCGUGCGCGCGCUGGCGGCCGGCGUGCCGGACGACGACGCGGCGGCGGCGGCCGCGGACCACUCCUUCGCCGAGCGCGCCGAGAACUACUACCACCGCCGCCCGCAGCUGCUCGCGCUCCUCACCGACCUCCACCACCGCUACCUCUACCUCGCCGACCGCUACGCUCAGUCCCUCCUCGCCAACGCCAACGCCAAGUCGUCUGCCCACUUCCACUCCCACCACCUCAACCUCAGCUCCGACUGCUCCUCCGACGUUGAUGACCGCUCCUCGGACGCCGGCAGCUCCCUCUCCUUCCAGCCCCACGCCGGAGUCACCGAUGAUCAUUUCGCAACUCCGGUUGCUGCUCCGGCCGUUGACGGCGACCUGGUAGUGGCGGAGCUGGUGAUGGCGUGGGUGGACCGGGACCUGCUGGCGGACGAGGCGGACCGCCGGAGGGCCGAGUCGGCGCGCAAGAUCGACCUGCAGGGGAGCCUGCUGGAGGUGCUCGAGUCGGAGCGCCUGGUCCUUCUGGGCGAGAACGCGCGCCUGGCCUUCCGCGCCUCCGCCGCCGAGGAGGAGGCCGCGGCCGCCGCAGCCGAGCUCGGCUACACGCGCCGCCGCGCGGCCGACCUGGCCCGGCUGGCCGUGAAGCUGCGGGACGACCACCGGGCGUGCAUCCUCGGGCGGAAGGUGGAGGCGCUGCAGGCGCAGGUGUACGGGCUGGAGCUCCGCAACCGGGAGUGCUUCGAGGCCAUGGCCGCCUGGGAGGCCGAGCGCAAGGCCGGCGUCGCCGAGAUCGAACGCCUCCGCGCCGAGAACCGCCGCCUCGCCGCCGAGGCCGCGGCCGCGCAGGCGUCGGCGAGGAGGAAGCGUGGGGGCGGGAGCGGGUGGUGGUGGCUGGCGAGGGUGCGGCUGGCGGCGGAGUGGACGCCGUGCGCGCCGUCGUCGGUGACGGUGAGGAAGGUCGGCGAGCAGAUGAAGGGCGGCAAGUACAACGGCGGCUGCUUCUGCCUGUAG